Aureobasidium musti is the source of this 408-nucleotide messenger RNA. The record is from the annotation of a GenBank genome assembly. Lineage: Eukaryota; Fungi; Ascomycota; Dothideomycetes; Dothideales; Saccotheciaceae.
AUGUCUACCUACAACGGAGCCUGCCACUGCGGUGCCACUGAGUGGACCGCCUCCCUCGACAAGGAUACUUCCUCGCACAUCCUCUGUCACUGCAACACCUGCAAGAUCCUGUCCGGUGGUGCCUACACCCUCAAUCAGAUCAUUCCCAAGGACAGCCUGAAGAUCACAAAGGGCGGCGACAACCUCAAGAACUACACCUACAAGGGUGACUCGGGCAACCCCGUCCACUGCUACUACUGCCCCAACUGCACUACCGCUCUCGGCGACGACAAGAUUAUCCUGCGCACAGGUCUUUNNCUCUCCGAGGGUCGCAAGAACUUUGGCCCUGCUGCUGAGAUCUACGGCAAGGACCGCUUCUCGUGGGAGAAGGAGGUUGCCAACACUUUCGAGGUCCUGCCUCCUCAAUAA